Nestor notabilis (Kea) is the source of this 1587-nucleotide messenger RNA. It is a transcript of the gene PLEKHA8, whose product is annotated as pleckstrin homology domain containing, family A (phosphoinositide binding specific) member 8. The coding region runs from base 22 to 1587 and encodes 521 amino acids. Gene Ontology annotation, cellular component: cytosol; cytoplasm; membrane. The transcript has 14 exons. Gene Ontology annotation, biological process: intermembrane lipid transfer; ceramide transport. NCBI's taxonomy places the organism in Eukaryota, Metazoa, Chordata, Aves, Psittaciformes, Psittacidae. The record is from RefSeq and is a predicted model, not a curated record. Gene Ontology annotation, molecular function: ceramide 1-phosphate transfer activity; ceramide 1-phosphate binding.
UGGGGGCGGGGGCCGGCCGCCAUGGAGGGGGUGCUGUACAAGUGGACCAACUACCUGAGUGGCUGGCAGCCCCGAUGGUUUCUUCUCUGUGGUGGCAUCCUCUCCUAUUAUGACUCUCAGGAAGAUGCCUGGAAGGGUUGUAAGGGAAGCAUCCAAAUGGCCGUGUGUGAAAUUCAAGUUCAUCCUGCAGAUAACACACGAAUGGACCUGAUCAUCCCAGGGGAACAAUACUUCUAUCUGAAGGCAAGAAAUGCAGUUGAAAGGCAAAAGUGGCUCGUUGCACUAGGAACUGCCAAAGCCUGUCUGACUGACAGCAGGACACAGAAGGAAAAAGAGUUCACUGAAAACACAGAAGCCUUGAAGACCAAAAUGUCUGAACUUAGACUGUACUGUAACCUCCUAGUUCAGCAAGUGCAUAAAACGAAGGAAGCCAGCAUUUCUGGUGUGUCAGAACAAGAGAGUGAGAUUGAUAUGGGAGCUCUGUUAAAAUCAACCUGUGACACCUUCCUGAAGACUCUUGAAGAAUGUAUGCAGAUUGCAAAUACUGCCUUCACUUCUGAGUUACUGCAUCAGACCCCACCUGGAUCCCCACAUUUAGCAGUUCUCAGAACGAACAAGAUAAAGCACGCUGUUUUGUCUGGUCAUACCCCAACGGAAAGGCAGAUGGAAUUGAACCCCUGUGAAAAUGGCUCUGUAAAAGUAGAAAUUAACCAUCAAGAGCAAACAACCCUUCUUAAAAGUCUGGAAUGUUUAAACCUGGAAACAAAUGAAGGGAGCAGUGAUGUUUCUACUGACAAUCACAUAGCAGAAGAUUUGGCAGGCAUUAAAGAAGAUGGAAAGAGCAAGCUGCAAGCUGUAGAAAGCUCUGGUGCCCACAAGUUGCUGCAGUUGGAAAUGAAUUCUUUAGGUGGAUUGACUCUGUGUGAGGAAGACAGAAAUGAAAACGAUUCUCCUACCUUCUUCAGUGUCAUGAGCAAUAGGUUCAGUGAUAUUGAACUUCGGGAAGAGGAGGGCAUUCCAACAGAAGAGUUUCUGGAGUCAUGUUAUGCAAUUGUGCCUGUUCUUGACAAGUUGGGACCAACUGUUUUUGCUCCUGUUAAAAUGGAUUUUGUAGGUAACAUCAAGAAAAUAAACCAGAAAUUUAUAACCAACAAAGAAGAGUUUGAUACCCUUCAGAAGAUAGUGCUCCAUGAAGUGAAUGCGGGUGUAGCACAAGUUAGAAACUCUGCUACGGAGGCUCUCCUGUGGCUGAAAAGAGGCUUAAAGUUCUUGAAAGGGUUUUUGACAGAAGUGAAGAAUGGGGAAAAGAAUAUCCAAACAGCGCUGAACAAUGCUUAUGGAAAGACAUUACGGCAGCACCAUGGUUGGGUUGUCCGCGGGGUCUUUGCAUUAGCUUUAAGGGCAGCUCCAACGUACGAAGACUUUGUGGCAGCUCUCUCUGUAGAGGAGUGUGAUCCUCAGGAAGAAACAUUUUACAAAGGAAUGCAGAGGGACCUCAAUAUUUACUUACCAGCCAUGGAAAAGCAGCUAAAUAUCUUGGACACUCUCUAUGAAGUACAUGGUUUGGAGUCAGAUGAGGUAGUAUGA